CUGGAAAGUUUGCAGACUAAUCAGCGAAGAAGUUCAGGAGCGAAAGUACGGAAUUAGUAAACGUUUCAACUCUUCAGGUGCAUAAUUAUAUUUCUGCUCACGUAAGUUCAUAUGUGUCGCUAAACAUAUAUUCGUAAUGUUUUUGGUCUGCUUCUGUAAUCAGUUCGUGCGCAGGAGGUGAAGUUAGCGGCACGUGCAAGAAGUCGUCGGGAGUUUUGCGUCAUGAUUUUUAGCGUGUAAAGAUCUUUAUUUUACGAUGGAUGAGAUGCAGUCAGAUUCACCAAACAACGUUGAUGGGGAAAAGAUGAAGAAGAAAAAGAUAAGUAAAACUACUGAGCAGCAUGAACUCACUGAGAGUCCACAGGAACAGACUGAGAAACGCCGUAAAAAGAAGAAGAAGAAGAGGAGAGACAGUACAACUGAAUGUGAUGAUGAUCUGCAAACAGACACAGGCAAAAAGAAGAAAAGGAGAAAGCUGGAUAAUGAAGGCGAGACUUCAGUGAUGGAUGAUGGAGUCUCAGAUCAGCAUGAAGCACAAACACAAGAGCUCCCGGGUUCAAGUGAAGAGAAGACUUCUAGGAGAUUGAAAGCGAGAGUAAGUGCAACACAGACAAGCCAUGCAGAGAUGACAGAAGAAGAACAGACUGACACCGAGACAGAGCAUGAGGAAGAGCCAAACACGAGUGAUGAUGAGGAAAGCGGCCCGCCUGAUGUGGUGAUCGGCACUGGAUGGCGCAAAUCUCGCAAGAUUCCAGUAGAUUUGAAGCUCCUGGCUGAACUGAAAGAGUUUUGCCCGAAUACGGCGAUAGAAUCUCAAAGCGAUACUGAGAUAAAUAAAAUGAUCAAGUAUGACCUGCCAAGAUUCAGAGAAUUCAAGAAACAAGGCAUCGCAAUGAGACAUGGAAGAUUUUCUAAAGCAGAAAAUGAGAAGUUAAGACAGAACGUAAGCGACCUUCUGGCUCUCACACAACUGAAAGAUGCGGUCAUGCUCUUUCAUCCCAAACGGUUCCUAAAUGAGGAAAUGAAAUUGGCAGAGUUGAAAAGGAUGUACGGGUUUUAUCAAAAGAUUGCGGAAGGAAUUCCCAGACCAUGUCAUGAUGUUUACACUCGUGGAAAGAAGAUGUUUGAUCACAGACAUUAUAAGGGAAAUUUUACUGAAGAAGAAGACAAAAGAUUGCUGAAAUACUAUAAUCUGUAUGGCCCGAAUUGGAAAAAAAUUUCUGAAAAGACAGGUCGAAGUUCUUUCUCCCUUAGGAAACGAUUUCCACAAAUUAGUUCGGUUAAAAGAAAGGGACCGUGGACUCCUGAGGAGGUGCAGAGGCUUUUAAGGGCUGUGCGUGAGCAUGUUUUGUCUGUCCUGAAAUCUGCAAACCCUAAUAAAAAGAAACCAAAAAGAGUCAGAAGAGAAAUACUGUACGAAAAUUUGCCCUGGACCACAAUUGCUGAUAAAGUUGAAACUCGUUGUUAUAGGCAAUGCAGAGAAAAAUGGAUGUCCAUACUCUUUACCCGAAUGUCCUCAGGGACUACAUUUAGAGGAAAAGCAGGUCUGCUGGCCAAAAUUAGACUCAUUAAAGCGAUGUAUGAAAUGCAAGUGGAGGAUGUUGCAGAUAUUGACUGGGAAAGUCUCACAGCUGCUUUCGGAAAUGUCCCUCCAGCACAUGUUCAAAAAAUGUGGCGCAAAAUUAAAAACUACUAUCUGCCAGAUUGGAACAGCAGGAGUUUUAAAGACAAUGUCUCACAUCUCCAUAAGAACAUUUUGCCGUGCCUGGUGAGUAGUUGCAAAGGCUUUGAUGUCAAUGCGGUCAAGGUAGAGCAGAAGGAACUAUUCCGGCUAUCAAAAAUUUUUAAGGACAUUGAGGAAGAUGGCCAGGACAUUGAGGAAGAUGGCCAGGACAUUGAAGAAGAUGGCCGUGAUGGAGAUGAAGAGACUGGCGAGCAGGAGAACAACAGCUUUAAUUAAUAGUGAGCAAUCGGUCACGGUCUCCAGACCAAUGAUUUAAAAAAAAGAAGUUGUACAUAGUUUUUAUAAAUUCGUUUUAUUCUUGGGUUUUACAAUUGAGCAGGAAAUAAACUGAAUCUGUCAAAGGU
Danio rerio (zebrafish) is the source of this 2088-nucleotide messenger RNA. The record is from RefSeq and is a predicted model, not a curated record. Lineage: Eukaryota; Metazoa; Chordata; Actinopteri; Cypriniformes; Danionidae.